Fraxinus pennsylvanica is the source of this 939-nucleotide messenger RNA. NCBI's taxonomy places the organism in Eukaryota, Viridiplantae, Streptophyta, Magnoliopsida, Lamiales, Oleaceae. The record is from the annotation of a GenBank genome assembly.
AUGGGCACUCUAGUGGGACAUGUAGCACCUGGAUUUGGUUUCUUUUUCAUAGGGCUAUGGCACCUCCUUAAUCACGUCAAACUUCAUGCACUAAACCCAAAAUCCUACACGUCUUUGCCAUGGUUUCCCACUUCAAAAUUCAAGUAUUUUGAGCUCUACUUGAUCAUGGUAGCGUGCACUAUGUCCAUAUCCAUGGAGCUUUUUAUCGGGCCGGACCGUCACCAACCCCUCGACCCCGAUGGAACCAUACCUUCUAACCAUCUCCACAACUUUGAACAUUCUAAUAUUUCCAUGACCUUUUUCAUGUAUGCUUUCUUCUCAAUUCUACUAGAUAAAUUUGCACCACCAGCCCAAUAUGGGCUCACCAAUUUUCUUGCUACAGUCGCCUUUGGCCAACAACUUCUCCUCUUCCACCUCCACUCCGCGGAUCAUAUGGGUGUUGAGGGUCAAUACCAUUGGCUACUUCAAAUUGUAAUUUUCAUUUCACUUGUCACUACCCUUUUGGGCAUUAAGUACCCAAAGAGUUUCUUGAAUAGCUUUGUGAGGUCUAUUAGUAUUUUGUUCCAAGGAGUUUGGCUUAUGGUCAUGGGAUUCAUGCUUUGGACCCCGGAAUUGAUACCUAAGAAUUGCUUCAUGAAUUUGGAGGAAGGUCACAGAGUGGUCCGAUGCCACGGGGAAGAAGCCCUAGAACGUGCCAAAUCCCUAGUGAAUAUUCAAUUCAGCUGGUAUAUUGUAGGUGUUACAAUUUUCGCGGUCUCACUUUACUUGAUUAUAAUAAAAUUAUGUCAUGAAAAGGCUGACUACCAAUCCAUCAUGAGAUUCGAAGAACAACAAGAAGAGAAUGAUGAUGUCGAGGCACAAAAGAAAAGCAAACCCGACGAGACGAAAAGUUUUCUCCCUAUGGGAAAUUCAUUUAUUGCUAUGGAUAUAGAAAGGUAG